Macadamia integrifolia is the source of this 3412-nucleotide messenger RNA. RefSeq lists its product as uncharacterized. The record is from RefSeq and is a predicted model, not a curated record. Gene Ontology annotation, cellular component: cytoplasm. Gene Ontology annotation, molecular function: ATP hydrolysis activity; kinase activity; ATP binding. NCBI's taxonomy places the organism in Eukaryota, Viridiplantae, Streptophyta, Magnoliopsida, Proteales, Proteaceae.
GACGGUGGAGUGGUGGACAUAGCACAUAGGGAACGUGGACGAGUAUUUCAAUUUUCAAACUCUUCUUUUGGUCGAUUCCAGUCCAGACUUCCAGACCAGAUGUUCCGAUUGUUGGAGAACGCAAUGCAAUGAAAAUAAUCUGAGUUUUUUGUUUUUUGGGUAGAGGAAUCUGAGGUUUGGAAGUGGCAAAACCAGAGGUGGAAUAAUGGCAAUAACCAUUUGACGAGGAAUAUUAAGAUGUCCCACUCCCACCAGACGACCCUUUUUCUUAUACGGAGAAUCUAAGCUGUUCGUGAGGCUUGUCCGAACUCCGACGACAAUAUAAAUAAGCCCCAUAAAGCAAAAAUCCAAACCGUUUAAUAGAUUUUUUGAGCUUCACGAUUCCCAUUGCUUCAUUCUUUUUGCAACAAAAUUGGGAAUUGGGAGAGGCCGAGUGGGAGGAAAUGGAUGACGAAGUUGUUCAGCGAGCGUUCCAGGAGGGUGGCCGAGAUUACCCUCAACAAUCCACUGCCUCCACUUCUUCUUCUUCAUCAUCCAUCCUUCAAUCCCUUCCCCUCCAUGUGUCCUUUGAUCAAGGGUACUAUUUGUUAGUGAAAGCUACUCAAGAACUCCGGGAGAAAAAGGAGCGUCUUGUGACAGUUGGAAUUGGUGGACCAAGUGGCUCUGGUAAAUCAAGCUUAGUGGAGAAAGUUGCAUCGGUGAUUGGUUGUACUGUCAUAUCAAUGGAGAACUAUCGUGUUGGAAUUGAUGAUGGGAAUGAUCUAGAUUUAAUAGAUUUCAAUACUUUAGUCCGGAAUCUUGAGGACUUGAUGAAGGGAAAAGAUACAUUGACACCGGUGUUUGACUUCCUAGAGAAGCGGCUUAAUGGUUUCAGAACAAUACAAAGUUCAAAAUCCGGGGUGGUAAUUGUUGAUGGUACUUAUGCUCUACACUCAAAAUUGCGAUCUUUGCUGGAUAUUCGAGUUGCGGUGGUUGGUGGUGUAUACUUUAGCCUUCUUUCAAAAGUACGAUAUGACAUUGGGGAUUCUUGUUCCUUGGAUUACCUCAUUGACAGCAUUUUUCCAUUAUUCAUAAAGCACAUUGAGCCAGACCUACAUCAUGCUCAGAUUAGAAUCAACAACAGCUUUGUCUCAUCUUUUAGAGAACCUAUCUACAAGCUGAAGUGUAAAAGUGAGCCUCUAAAUGGACAUUCUACUUACCCUUUUAAUGGAAAUGAAGUUCAAUCGGAGAAUUUCAUCGAGAUGUUCCUUAGGCCACCAUCUGCAAGUGAAGAAGCAAAGAUUAGUGAUUGGAUAAAGGUGCGGCAAUCUGGUGUCAGAUAUUAUUUAUCACUAGGUGAUCAGAGGAUUGUUGACAAGAAUUACAUAAUUAGACCAAAAGCCGAGUUUGAGGUUGGGAGGAUGACUUUGGGUGGUCUGCUGGCUUUGGGUUACACUGUUGUAGUCAGUUACAAACGUGCAUCCGCAUCAGUUAGUAUUGGCAACUUGUCAGUGUCACUUGAAACCAUUGACACACUUGGCGAGACAUUCAUGGUGUUGAGAGGCACAGAUAGGAAAGUAGUGGGUGCAGAAGCUUCAAAAAUUGGUAUCAAUGGACCAUGGAUCACUAAAUCUUAUCUAGAAUUGAUUUUGGAAACCCAAGGUGUGCCGCGUCUUAACACACCACCUUUGUCCAACAAAUCUUUGAUCGAGCAUCAGGAAAAAGUAAUUGAUGCUCCAAAGCCAAUCCGUGUUACUCCAAACUUUGCUAACAGGCUUGAGGACCUAUCCCUGCCAUGGACUCGAUCCCCAACAAAGUCCAGCAUGGAGCCUGUACUGGCAACAUGGCGCUUCGUCUCUUCAGAUCCUCCACAUGGUAGCAGUUCUGUCAUAGCAACUGCAGAUUCUUCUGUUUUCAGGGAUACCGUGCAGCUUGCUCCCAUGCCUGAUUCAUAUGACUUGGAUAGAGGCUUGCUUCUUUCUGUUCAAGCAAUCCAGGCUUUGAUGGAGAAUAAGGGCCUUCCAAUUAUUGUAGGCAUUGGAGGUCCAAGUGGAUCUGGUAAAACUAGCCUGGCUCAUAAAGUGGCAAAUAUUGUUCGUUGUGAAGUUAUUUCACUUGAAAGCUAUUACAUAUCUGAACAAGUAAAGGACUUUAAAUAUGAUGAUUUUAGCUCUCUGGAUCUAUCUCUGCUUUCAAAGAACAUUGAUGACAUAAGGAACCAGCGAAGAACAAAAGUUCCAAUAUUUGACUUGGAGGCAUGUACUCAGACUGGUUUCAAGGAACUUCAAGUUUCAGAAGAUUGUGGAGUGGUGAUCAUUGAAGGGGUAUAUGCUCUGCAUCCUGAUAUCCGGAAAUCACUUGACCUGUGGAUAGCUAUUGUUGGAGGUGUGCAUUCACAUCUUAUAUCUAGAGUUCAAAGGGACAAGAACAGGGUUGGGUGUUUAAUGUCCCAGAAUGAGAUUACGACAGCAGUAUUUCCAAUGUUCCAGCAAAAUAUUGAACCGCAUCUUGUUCAUGCACAUGUCAAAAUCCGAAAUGACUUUGAUCCUGUUCUGUCUCCUGAGAGUUCACUGUUCAUUCUGAAAAGUAAUAAGCAGGUGUCUUAUAAGGACAUAUUGAAAAUACUAGACCCUGCAAAGUUCUGCAGUUCUGUUCAAAAUUUUACUGAUAUAUAUUUAAAGAUUCAUGGAACACCUUCUAAUGGACAACUUUCUGAAUCUGAGUGCAUGCGAGUUAGACUAUGCGAAGGGAGAUUUGCAUUACUUAUACGGGAGCCAAUUAGGGAAGGGAACUUCAUCAUACAGCCAAAAGUGGACUUUGAUAUCAGCAUCAGCACAAUUCUAAUCGAGGUUGAUCAUCUACAAGAUCACCCGUGCCCUUAUGUACAAAUUAAAGGAACAAAUAAGGAAGUAGUGGCAGCUGCUGGUUCAGCACUCGGCCUGGAUGGUUCAUAUACAACAAAAAGUUAUCUUCAAAUUAUUCUAGAAUGUAUGCCACCUUUCGAAAGAAGUUCAGUAGGAAUUCACAGUCAGCAAGCAACAAGAUUGCAGGAACUUGUGGAUUUUAUUCAAUCUCAGGGGAAUGGCUCAGCUUCAGAAUCCUCAACAAGCAGGGAGAUUUCACCCAUGCAAAGCAUAAUUGAAGACAUGCAGACGCGUAUCAAAAGGCUGGAAAGGUGGCAUACAAUAAAUACGGUCUUAUGGACAUUUUUAAUGUCUGCUCUUGUUGGGUACUCUCUUUACCGGAGGAAGCGCCAAUAAUUUCAUUUGAGUAAUUUCUUGUAACUUGUCAAACUGAAGUUCUAGUCCUUCCCCAACUAACCGCAAAAAUUUUGAGCUCCACAGAGUACAGUAAGCACAUUUUAUCGGUUAUUAAUUUAUGUCAAUUGAGUUAUUGUUCAUAUAUAGAAAGACUUGUUUGAUUACUCUCCUCA